AUGUCUACAAACUUCUUCACCACACCAUCCGGUCGCCCCACAGGCUGCAACACCUGCAAUGCGGGAUACAUGAACUUCACGCCUCCAAUCCGCGACCCUUACAAUCUCCGCCAAGAAUUCCGCCGCCGUCCCUUCAACCCCCCUAGACGUGCACCCCUCUACGUUCCCGACUCCCUCAAUCACGCCUACAUAGCUUCUCUACCACCAUCCGUCCAGCCCGGUCAAGAACCAUACCCCUCUCCCGCGGAUACGCAACGAGAACAAUCCGCACGCGAAGAAGAUGAUGAAGGAUGGGGAACUAUAUUUGUGCACACAUUUUUCUGGAAGGGUUUAAUAGCGGUAUUAGCUUGGUUUAUUGGCUGGUUGAGCAUCUUCGCUGUGCUGGUUAUCAGUUUGUUUGAUCUUGUUGGCGACGGACCUUUCCUUCCGGUUUUUGCGCUUUGUUCUGUUUAUUGGUAUGCUACUGUUCCUGAUUUUGACUCGGUCUUGUUUUGGACUGUGGUUUUGCUUGGCGUUUUGGGUAUGGUGGCUAUGACAAUGGUGAAGCUUGUUUUGGGGAGCAUAAUAGGGUAUUGCUUCGACCGUCUCAUCAAGUAG
Messenger RNA from Sclerotinia sclerotiorum 1980 UF-70, 597 nucleotides. RefSeq lists its product with no specific name. NCBI's taxonomy places the organism in Eukaryota, Fungi, Ascomycota, Leotiomycetes, Helotiales, Sclerotiniaceae. The record is from RefSeq and is a predicted model, not a curated record. The transcript is spliced from 2 exons. Bases 1 to 597 code for a protein of 198 amino acids.